Molecule: messenger RNA, 1512 nt
Organism: Cercocebus atys (sooty mangabey)
Lineage: Eukaryota; Metazoa; Chordata; Mammalia; Primates; Cercopithecidae
Product: chromosome unknown open reading frame, human C2orf81
Exons: 6
Coding region: 1-1512 (503 amino acids)
Source: RefSeq, a predicted model, not a curated record
AUGGAGAUGCAGUCACCUAUUGUCACACACACACACACACAAGUCCGAGACCGCGGGGUGACCCGGUCCAAGGCGGACACACACACACACACACACACACACAUGCCGCAGGUGGAUAUUGUGCCUGGGCGGCUCAAUGAGGCCGAGUGGAUGGCGCUUACCGCCCUCGAGGAGGGCGAGGACGUGGUAGGGGACAUCUCACACACACACACACACACACACACAGACUCUGCUUUCAAAGUCUACCUGACUCAGCAGAGCAUUCCAUUCACCAUCAGCCAGGCCCGAGAGGCCCACACACACACACACACACACACACACCUGGCCCGGGACGAGGGAGAAUCUGCAGUGGCUGCACACACACACACACACACACACACAGAACCUUCAGCAUGCACGACAGACUCCUGGGCUCAGGGUUCAGUGCCCGUGCUGCAUGCGCCCACCUCGGAGGGCCUGGAGAACUUCCAAGGCGAGGACCCUGGGGGCGUGGACCAGAUCCCUUUAGGAAGGUCAUGGAUGGGUCGAGGCUCCCAGGAGCAGAUGGAAUCUUGGGAGCCUUCUCCGGAGCACACACACACACACACACACACACAUACGUCAGAGCUGUUUCAGGAGGCAGGGCCCGGCGCACACACACACACACACACACACACAUCUAGAGGCCUCUCCUCGGCCGGGUCCUUGAGCGCCACACACACACACACACACACACACACGCCUGCGGAGGAUGCCGACCCUUCUCUGGAGCCGCACACACACACACACACACACACACAAACCGAGAGGGGACAGCCGCUGGACUUCCAUUUGUCACACACACACACACACACACACACACCCCAACUGGACGCGGCUGGGGAUCGGCUGGAACUCAGGUCGGAGGGGGUGCCCCGCAUUGCCUCGGGCGUGUCGGAGUCCUGCCCCUCUGUGGGCCACACACACACACACACACACACACACCAGCAGCAGCGGGCCGGAUCCUCGGAUGUGCGGCCACACACACACACACACACACACACACGCAAGGCGGCCGUGAAGCGCCUGGACCCUGCGCGGCUCCCGUGCCACUGGGUGUGCCCUGUGGCUGAGGUCCUGGUCCCAGACUCUCAAACACGCCACACACACACACACACACACACACAGCGGGGCGAGAAGACCAAGGCCCGGGCCGAACUCCAAGCCCUCGGCCCCAGCACCCGUGUCUCCCCGGCAGCGUUCUUCCCUCUCCGGCCAGGCGUCACACACACACACACACACACACACACCGCACUCCAGUUCCCCACUUUAAAUUUAGCAGACAGGGAGGGCCAGGAUCCUGGCAGAUGGCCACACACACACACACACACACACACAGCCACUUCCCAGGUGAUGUGGAAGCCGCUGUUGCUGCCAGAAGCCCUGAAGCUGGCCCCUGGUGUGAGCAUGUGGAACCGGAGCACCCAGAUGUUGCACACACACACACACACACACACACAGGACAAAGAAGGUAGCACCUUUCCUCCUGAAUGA